AUGUUACUUCUCCAUGUGCCGGGUGCAACCAGUUUUCAAUCAUUGCGCACAGUCAAUAAUGUACACUAUGAAACCUUUAAAGCCACUGCUUUUGCACGCUGCCUUCUUGCAUCCGAUGAAGAAUGGCAUCACUGCUUAACAGACGAAGCCACCUACCUCAUGCCAAAACAGUUACGCGAAAUGUUCUCAUACAUCUGCUGCUUUUGUCAGCCUACUCACCCAAUACGACUGUGCGAAGAUCACCUACUUGAUCUAACUCUUGACUUUCUUAAACACAAUUCUCAAAACAUUUCACAAAACAAAGCACUACACGAAAUUAACACAGUCUUAAAACAACAUGGACUUUCCUGUACACUACUUGGUUUGCCUAAUCCACAGGGUCACCCACCACCAGAACACAUGUAUAAUAUCACAGAUGAGGCUCAGGAAGCUAUGACACGCCUUGCAAUGCUCAACCCACAACAGUUACAUGCUUUCAACACAAUUAUCACGGCUGUGGAUAACAGCCAUGUUACCAACCAUGCAUUUUAUCUGGAUGGACCUGGUGGGUCUGGCAAAACCUUCCUCUACACCACACUCAUAGCAUACAUACGAGGAAAGGGGAAAACAGUAUUGCCAUUUGCAACCACUGGAAUUGCCGCUACCUUACUCAAAGGAGGACGAACUGUUCACAGUGGAUUCAAACUUCCUGUACCACUGCUUGAUACCACCGUUUCUUCCCUCCGCCUAACUUCACCGGAAGCAGAUCUAUUACGUCAAGCUACCCUCAUCAUUAUUGAUGAAAUUACUAUGCUUCCCAAACAUGGACUACGCUGUAUUGACACACUGUUACGUGACAUCAUGAACAUAAACACACCAUUUGGAAACAAAGUUAUCGUCUUAGGAGGAGAUUUCCGCCAAACACUUCCAGUUGUUCCAAGAGGCACCCAAACUGAUAUUCUUGAAUGCUGCAUUAAAGCAAGCCACCUGUGGAAACUUUUCACUCAUCUCACUCUUACAACCAACAUGCGCACAGAGGGAGAGGAGGCACACAAUACAUGGCUUCUACACGUUGGAAUGGGAAGCCUGCCACCAAACCCCCAUUUUAAUGACAAUACCACCAUUCAAAUCCCACCACAUAUGAUCACCCACGACGAUCUUAUUGAAACAAUUUUUAAUCAUGUACACGACAUGUCACAGGAUUCCCUUGCAAAACGAGUCAUUGUUGCACCCACAAAUGCACACACACUAGACAUGAAUAGAAAAAUCAUUGAUUUAAUACCAGGAAAUCCAACAAUUUAUUACAGUGCCGACUCUGUGGACACGGAAGAUCCAAACGACACUUUGACCUUCCCCCUAGAAUUUCUACACAACCAAACACCCUCAGGAAUGCCUCCACAUGUCCUGCUUUUAAAAAAAGGUGUCAUUAUCAUGCUUUUACGCAACCUUAACCCACAAAAGGGACUGUGUAACGGCACACGAUUAAUCAUAGAAGACCUGGCACACCACUUCAUAAAAUGCCGCAUUCUUUCUGAGUGCAACCACGGGGACGAAGUCUUUAUUCCACGCAUUGAUUUGGCAACAAGUGAUACAACAUUACCAUUUAUAUUACGCCGUAGACAGUUUCCAAUCACUCCAGCUUACGCUAUAACCAUCAACAAAUCACAAGGCCAAACUUUUGAUCACGUUGGCAUUUGUCUACAAACAUCCGUCUUCUCACAUGGCCAACUGUACGUUGCAUUAUCACGCUCAAGAAAAGCACAUCACGUCAAAGUACACAUUACACCAACUGAACAACAAGGACAGCUCCUUGGUGACACCCAACACUUUACUAAAAAUGUAGUUUUCACACAAAUUUUUCACAUGUAA
Messenger RNA from Pseudophryne corroboree (corroboree frog), 1848 nucleotides. Its product is annotated as ATP-dependent DNA helicase pif1-like. Gene Ontology annotation, biological process: telomere maintenance; DNA repair. Gene Ontology annotation, molecular function: DNA helicase activity. The record is from RefSeq and is a predicted model, not a curated record. The transcript has a single exon. Lineage: Eukaryota; Metazoa; Chordata; Amphibia; Anura; Myobatrachidae. Bases 1 to 1848 code for a protein of 615 amino acids.